AUGAGUGCAGAUAUCAAGUAUUCCGAGCGCAAGAACGCGUUCAAGAAGACACUAGACGCCGAUGAAGGUCGUCGACGCCGAGAAGAAACGACUCUUCAAAUUCGAAAAACCAAAAAGGAUGCUCGUUUGGCCAAACGACGACAAAUGCCUUCUAGUGGAAUGGGCGCACCAACACCUGCCGGUAUGGCAGCUGCUAACAUGCUGAUGAAUUCUGGUGACAGCACGUACUCCAAUCUUCUUUCUGGGCAGCAACCAGGUGUCCCCCAACCUGGACGGGCCAUCGCUGCUUCCAAACUCGAACAGCUGCCAGAAAUGGUGCAAGGAGUCAUGGGAAAUGAUCCUGCUGUGCAAACCGAGUGCACAACUCAAUUUCGCCGAUUGCUCAGUAUCGAGAAGAACCCACCUAUUCAACAAGUCAUUGAUGCCGGAGUUGUACCUCGUUUUGUUGAAUUUCUCCAGCGGGAUGACAACCCGGCUUUGCAAUUUGAAGCUGCUUGGGCCCUUACCAAUAUUGCAUCCGGAACUAGUGAGCACACAAAGGUGGUUAUGGAAGUUGGCGCCGUUCCAAUCUUCGUCCGCCUUCUCAUGAGUCCCAACGACGAUGUUCGUGAACAAGCUGUUUGGGCACUCGGAAAUAUUGCAGGUGACUCACCACCGUGUCGUGAUCUUGUGCUUCAAGCUGGCGCCAUGCAGCCUUUACUUCAGCAACUUCACCAGAAUUCCAAGCUGUCAAUGCUAAGGAAUGCGACCUGGACACUUUCCAACUUUUGCCGUGGAAAGCCGCAGCCAGAUUUUGAAAUGGUCCGACCCGCUCUUCCUACUCUUUCCCAACUGAUUUUCAGUCCAGACGAAGAGGUUUUGACUGAUGCCUGUUGGGCUCUUUCCUAUCUAUCUGAUGGCCCCAACGAGAAGAUUCAAGCAGUCAUUGAAGCUGGAGUUUGCCGUCGCCUAGUCGAACUCCUUCUCAACCCAUCUCCCGCUGUUCAAACUCCUGCUCUUCGCACAGUCGGAAAUAUUGUUACAGGAAACGAUCUUCAAACUCAAUUCAUCAUCAAUAACAAUGCCCUUCCUUGUUUGCUGGCUCUUCUUUCCAGCCCUAAAAAAGGUAUUCGAAAGGAAGCUUGCUGGACCAUUUCCAAUAUUACAGCAGGAAACAAGGAGCAAAUCCAAGCUGUCGUUGAAAAUAACAUCAUCCCUCCGCUGAUUCAAUUGCUUACCAAUGCCGAAUUCGACAUUAGGAAAGAAGCGGCUUGGGCCAUUUCAAAUGCGACUUCAGGUGGAAAUAGCCAACAAAUCAAAUUCCUUGUCCAACAGGGUUGCAUCCGACCACUCUGUGAUCUAUUGACCGUAAACGAUCCCAAGAUUGUUACCAUCGCUCUUGAGGGCUUGGAGAAUAUCCUAAAGGUCGGGGAAGAAGAAGCGAAGGCAACCAAUGCACAGAAUCAAAUGGCCGUAUUCAUCUCGGAAGCUGAGGGUUUGAACAAGAUCGAAGACCUUCAACAACACUCCAACAAUGAUAUCUACGAAAAGUGUAUCAAGAUUUUGGAGACUUACUUUGGUGUAGAGGAGGAGGAAGAAAUGGCCGCUCUUGCGCCAACUAUGGAGGGGCAUACAUUCGGAUUUGGAAUGGAUCAGGGGCAACCAGCACCGGGUACCUUUGAUUUCUCCAACUCUCAAUAA
This is a messenger RNA of Cylindrotheca closterium, 1680 nucleotides long. The record is from the annotation of a GenBank genome assembly. Lineage: Eukaryota; Bacillariophyta; Bacillariophyceae; Bacillariales; Bacillariaceae.